Condylura cristata (star-nosed mole) is the source of this 654-nucleotide messenger RNA. It is a transcript of the gene MAN1B1, whose product is annotated as mannosidase, alpha, class 1B, member 1. Gene Ontology annotation, molecular function: mannosyl-oligosaccharide 1,2-alpha-mannosidase activity; calcium ion binding. Gene Ontology annotation, biological process: carbohydrate metabolic process; N-glycan processing. Gene Ontology annotation, cellular component: endoplasmic reticulum; membrane. NCBI's taxonomy places the organism in Eukaryota, Metazoa, Chordata, Mammalia, Eulipotyphla, Talpidae. The transcript is spliced from 3 exons. The record is from RefSeq and is a predicted model, not a curated record. The annotation marks the transcript as partial.
GCGCUGCCCGGCCUCGCGUCUGAGCAGGCCUGCGUGUCUCAGGACCACCUGGUGUGCUUCCUGCCGGGGACCCUGGCCCUGGGCGCCCACCACGGCCUGCCGGCUGACCACAUGGAGCUGGCCCAGUCGCUCAUGGACACCUGCUACCAGAUGAACCGCCAGAUGGAGACGGGGCUGAGCCCUGAGAUCGUGCACUUCAGCAUGCACCCCCAGAAGGGUGGGAAGGACGUGCAGGUCAAGCCGGGUGACAGGCACAACCUGCUGCGGCCCGAGACGGUGGAGAGCCUCUUCUACCUGUACCGCUGCACCGGGGACCCCAAGUACCGGGACUGGGGCUGGGAGAUCCUGCGCAGCUUCAACGCCCACACGCGGGUCCCCUCGGGCGGCUUCUCCUCCAUCAGCAACGUGCAGGACCCCCGCAACCCCCAGCCCAGGGACAAGAUGGAGAGCUUCUUUCUGGGGGAGACGCUCAAGUACCUGUACCUGCUCUUUUCGGACGACACGGACCUGCUCAGCCUGGACACCUACGUGUUCAACACCGAGGCGCACCCCCUACCCAUCUGGACCCCCGGCUAGGGGCUGUGCCCCUCGGGCACACCUGCGGCCAUCCACCCAGCUGGUCAGCAGCCUGUCCAGCGGGCUGUUGGGCUUGCC